Messenger RNA from Acaromyces ingoldii, 2832 nucleotides. RefSeq lists its product as hypothetical. Bases 99 to 2783 code for a protein of 894 amino acids. The record is from RefSeq and is a predicted model, not a curated record. Lineage: Eukaryota; Fungi; Basidiomycota; Exobasidiomycetes; Exobasidiales; Cryptobasidiaceae. The transcript is spliced from 2 exons.
AACUCGAGGCGGGCGCAAAGGUCCGGUGUACGUGCUGCUGUGGGCGAGGCACCCGGCGCUGUCGACGCGCGAGGCGCGCGACGAGAGAGUGGGCCGAGAUGGAGGGCGACCUGCGACUAGCUGCCGAAAUCGGCCAGGCGCUGCUGCGGAGGAGCGAUGCCCUCCAGUCGGCCCUCUCGCAGUCGCAGUCGGAGCACUCAAGCCGCAUCGACUCGCUGAUGAAGAAGCUCACCUCGUCGAUCCGCGAGGCCUCGCGCCUCGAGAAGCGCCUCGAGCAGGCCGACCUCAACCUCGAGGCGGCCGAUGCCUCCAACAGGGCCCUCGUCCGCGAGCUCGACGACUGCCGGCGCGAGCUGGCAAGGCUCAAGCAGACUGGUGUUAAGUCGGCUGGCCUGCAGGAGAAGCUCGAGCGGGCGCGCCUCGAUGUCGAGGAUGCCGAGCAGGAGCUCGUCGCCGAGAAAAGGAGGGCUGACCGGGCCGAGAGCAGGGCCAAGUCGAUGGAGAAGCGCAGCGAGGAGCUGAGCGCAUCUCUCCGCCUCGCCAAGCUCGAUGGGCUCCGGGCAGGACAGGGCGAGAGUGACGAGGCGCGGCUGAAGAGACGAGAAGAGAUGGCGAGGAUUGCGCGGGAGCGGGUGGCCGCCUCGACUGGCGGCGUUGGUGACGGCGCAGAGGGAGACGAGGACAGUGUAGCGCUCCUCGAUCACGUCGUGGCCGACAACGAGACGAUGCAGCGAGACAACGAGCAGCUGAAGCAGCUCCUCGAUGGCUGCAACGACGAGAUUGCGCGUCUGCGCGAGGAGCUGGCGCAGCGCGACGAGACCAUGACACUCAGGAGCUCCUCGGUAGGCCCCACCUCCAAGCGCUUCGGGGAUGGCUCGCUGCACGAUGAAGAGACGGGCGAGGAAGAGGGACAAGUGGCCGCGCUGUCCGAGGAAAUCAUCGAGGCGACGCCCGUCAAGAGCAAGAUUAGCGCAUACAGGCCCAAUCUGCCCAGGUCCGUCGGCUCGUCGGCUGGCUCCGUCUCUGGCGCCGAUGCCGAUGCCGAUGUCGACGGAAGCACGACGACGGCGACGACGACUGCCACCACUGCAACCACUGCAACCACUGCAACCAGCACGAGGCCGUUGCAGAGUAGCACAGAGGAGAAGCCGUCGCUGCUGGCUGCACCCUCGUACACAGCGACUGCAAAGCGGGAGCUGCGAACGGCGCAGCUCGUCAACUUGACAGACCACGUCCAGCGGCUCUUUACCCGCCUGGCGCAGGCCGAUGUCGACACGCUCGCCCGCCGCCUGCAGCGCCAGCACCUCGCCGGUGAUGUCGGUCACCUGGCGCGGACCACGGUCAACGGCAUCCUGCGCGACGCCGACGGCCUCCGCGACCACUUCAAGCGCCUCAUCGAUGCCGAAUCGCGAUCUCGCGACGCCGAUGCUUCGUCGUUGGGCUCCUCGAGUAAGGGCAGCAGCACCGAUCGCGAGUCCGAGAGCCUCGUUGCGAGAAAGGAGUUCUUUGCGCUCGUCAAGGUGUUCAAGGAUCUCUUCUUUGAGAUGGCCCGGCUGCGAAAUGCAGUCAACGAGGUGCAUCUCAACCCGAGCCAGGCCAGUCGCAUCCUUGGCGAGCAGCUCGGCCUGAAUGGCGGGCAGGAAGACAAGGGCGUCAUGGGUGCCUGGCUCGGCAGGCUCUUUAGCGGUCCGACCAACCCGUCUACCGGGUCCUCUGCGACGGUCGCCUCCUCGGCGCCUGUCCCCUCACAACCUACUCCAUCGACAGCAAGCCUCAGCUCAUCGACGACCAACGCAGCACCGGCGCGGCCCAGCAACCUGCGAAGGCCGCCCAGUCGAGGCCCGUCGGGAUCUCACCUUGCCGCGCCCCGUGCCUCCGCUGCUGUUGUCUCGUCGACCGUCGCCGUCGAGAUCAAGGGCACAACGCAUGCCUCUGCUGCCUCGGAGCCGAUGGGGACCCCUAUUGACGAUGCCGUUUCCGAAGCUUCGUCCUCCACGCCCCCCAUCUCAGGCGGCAGCGGCGGCCUCCAGGCAGGGCCGCGUCCAGAGGGAAAGCGGACGCACCCGCACAGUCUAUCGAGGACCCAGUCGAGGAACCUUUCUGGUCUCUUUGCUGGGUCAAUUCCGACUCAGUCGACAUUUGCACCUGGGCCUCCUCCCUCGUCGGCGGCGCGCGCUGCGAACACGGGCAAUGACACGACCAACUACCGUCUGUCGCGCAUCGUCGACGACGAUGAGAUCAGCAUUCGCGACGGCUUCGUGCCGGAGAGAACACUGAGACCGAGGGGUCUGAGCGACUCGAGCAUCCGGAGCUCCUUCUUGGACGAUGACCCCAACACGACGUCGCCGGCCAAGAAUAAAGCCAAGGCGGCGUCGGGAGCUGCAUCGCGCGGGGAGGGGCAAGGUCCGUCGCCCAUUUCGAGAAUCAUUACGCCCUCGACACUGGCGCUUCAGGUCAACAGCACCGCUCCUUCCGGCACGCUCCAGUCGCAGAGACAGCAGGCCGCACCGCCGGCCUCUGCUGCCGCGCCGUCCUCGUCCACCUCGUCGUCGUCGUCGUCGUCGUCAUCGAUGUUUCCCAAGGCGCUGAGCUUCCUCUCGGCAGCAGGCACCGGCGCCACCUUUGGUCUUCCAUCGCUAAGGUCAACCUCAUCUAGCUCCAACCCCGCCGUCUCGCCCACGGCUUCCUCGACCACUUCCGCGACGGCGCGCGCGGGCACCGCCUCGACAUCGUCGUCGUCGCACAUCGAGGGCAUGCCCAGGGGCGGCAGAAUGGCCUUUUGAGACUCCAGUAGAGCGUCUUUCGUUCAUUCGUUGUAGUCACUUUAUAUCC